Bursaphelenchus xylophilus (pine wood nematode) is the source of this 998-nucleotide messenger RNA. The record is from the annotation of a GenBank genome assembly. NCBI's taxonomy places the organism in Eukaryota, Metazoa, Nematoda, Chromadorea, Rhabditida, Aphelenchoididae.
AUGAAACUGAGCAAAGAGCAGAAAAAGGCCGCGGAAAACCUCGGAAAAUGGCGGCAGAAAUUCAAAUCUGUAUGUUCAUGAUUUUCACUCCCAAAAUUCACUUGUUUUUAGCGGAACGACAUGCAUGAGAUCUUGCCGGGCCUUUAUCUGGGAAGUUAUUCCGCAGCAAUAAACCGAAGGAGCCUCGAGGCGGCUAAUAUAUCUGCUGUUUUAUCGAUCAUGACGACAUCCGUAAAAAAGGAAAAACAAAUAAAAUACAAGCAGAUACACCUGGAGGAUGAUCCGAGCAGCGAUUUGUCAAAGCAUUUCGAAGAAUGCAUUAAUUUUAUUCAUUUCUAUCGAGUUGCAAAUAGUAAGUAUAAUAUAAGGCGCGUGCGUUCUACUUUUCUUCGGACUUCCUCGCAGAAAACCCGCAUUUCUUGUCUGUGGGCCCGCUAGACAAGAAACGCGCAAUUCUUGCCUAAAAUUGCGUAACAUUGCGCAAUUUUCUGCUCUCUCCCCGUGAAGAUUUUUUUCUUUUUUUCUCUGCUCAGCCAAGAAUUGCACAUUUCUUGUCUAGCGGGCCCACAGACAAGAAAUGCGGGUUUUCUGCGAGGGAGUCCGAAGAAAAGUAGAACGCACGCGCCUUAUAUGCAAAAAACAAAAAUUUCCAGGGAAUGUGUUAGUUCAUUGUCUAAUGGGAGUGAGUCGAUCAGCGACAAUUGUAAUUGCCUAUAUUAUGGCUAUUACAAAGUUGGACCCAUUUGAUGUUAUCGGAUUUGUGACCUCCAGAAGGGAUUUUAUUAAUCCAAAUGAAGGAUUUUUGGAGCAAUUGAAGAUAUACAAAGCGGUAGGAGAAUGUCAGGCAAGGAUAGUGCUUUCAGAAAUGUAACGAGACACAUAAAGAGCUGCAAAUUACUCAUGAACGGGUUAAAGACGAUCAUUUCCAAUUAGUCGAAAGGGAUUUGAAGGUGGUUAACGAGUGGUUGGCGGUUGCAAAGGAUGGGAAUCUUGCGUGA